Mandrillus leucophaeus (drill) is the source of this 1331-nucleotide messenger RNA. RefSeq names its product asialoglycoprotein receptor 1 (gene ASGR1). The coding region runs from base 211 to 1095 and encodes 294 amino acids. Gene Ontology annotation, molecular function: signaling receptor activity. The record is from RefSeq and is a predicted model, not a curated record. NCBI's taxonomy places the organism in Eukaryota, Metazoa, Chordata, Mammalia, Primates, Cercopithecidae. The transcript is spliced from 8 exons.
GACACACAGACACGCAGACACAGAGACACCGGGGCCCAGGGCCCUCCUAUGGACCCUGCCCGCUCCCACUCCAUCAUCCACGGCUGUCCACCCACCCCCAUUCUCCAAGCUUCAGCCCCCCUCCUUAGUCCGGCUUCUGCACAGCACUGAAGAACCUGGGCGUCAGACCCUGAGACCCCAAGCAAUCCCAGCUCCAGCACCAGCCCCAUCAUGACCAAGGAGUAUCAGGACCUGCAGCAUCUGGACAAUGAGGAGAGUGACCACCAUCAGCUCGGAAAAGGGCCACCUCCUCCGCAGUCCCUCCUGCGGCGUCUCUGCUCCGGCCCUCGCCUCCUCCUGCUCUCCCUGGGCCUCAGCCUCCUGCUGCUGGUGGUUGUCUGUGUGAUCGGAUCCCAAAACGCCCAGCUGCAGCGGGAGCUGCGGGGCCUGAGAGAGACGUUCAGCAACUUCACAGCGAGCACCGAGGCCCAGGUCAAGGGCUUGAGCACCCAGGCGGGAGGAUGUGGGGCUGACCUCGUUUCCCUCCCCGCGGGUCCCGCAUCUCCUUUCGCUCCCCUCCGCCGCGUCUUCCCAGAUCACUCCAGCCUGCUGCUCCACGUGAAGCAGUUCGUGUCUGACCUGCGGAGCCUGAGCUGUCAGAUGGCGGCGCUCCAGGGCAAUGGCUCAGAAAGGGCCUGCUGCCCAGUCAACUGGGUGGAGCACGAGCGCAGCUGCUACUGGUUCUCUCGCUCCGGGAAGGCCUGGGCCGACGCCGACAACUACUGCCGGCUGGAGGACGCGCACCUGGUGGUGGUCACGUCCUGGGAGGAGCAGAAAUUUGUCCAGCACCACAUAGGUCCUGUGAACACCUGGAUGGGCCUCCACGACCAAAACGGGCCCUGGAAGUGGGUGGACGGGACGGACUACGAGACGGGCUUCAAGAACUGGAGACCGGAGCAGCCGGACGACUGGUACGGCCACGGGCUCGGGGGAGGGGAGGACUGUGCCCACUUCACCGACGACGGCCGCUGGAACGACGACGUCUGCCAGAGGCCCUACCGCUGGGUCUGCGAGACAGAGCUGGACAAGGCCAGUCAGGAGCCACCUCUCCUUUAAUUUAUUUCUUCAGUGCCUCGACCUGCCGCAGGGGUCCGGGGUUGGGAAUCCGCCCGUCUGGGGGCCUCUUCUGCUUUCUCGGGGAUUUUCAUGUAGGAUUUUAAGGGAAGGGGAAGGAUAGGAUGAUGUUGGGAAGGUGGGGGGCUUGAAACUCGUGGCGCUUUCUGCAGUUUGCACGUUAUCAUUGUCAAGUUUUUUUUUUUUUUUUUUUUUUUUAGAGUAAAAAGAAAUAUACC